Rubroshorea leprosula is the source of this 2911-nucleotide messenger RNA. Lineage: Eukaryota; Viridiplantae; Streptophyta; Magnoliopsida; Malvales; Dipterocarpaceae. The record is from the annotation of a GenBank genome assembly.
CAGAUUCUUGUUGAGUACUGAGAUGUAUAAUAGGGGAGGAGAAUGGAUACAGCAGGGGUUGCCAAGAAACAUUUCUGAUCAUUGUGCAAUGGUGUUGAAAUCCAAAUCAACAGAUUGGGGACCGAGGACUUUUAGAGUCUUAGAUGCAUGGCAACAACAUCUAGGAUUCAAGAAGGCUGUAGAAGAUAAGUGGAGAGAGAUGGCAGUGGAGGGGUUUGCAGGGUACAAAUGCAAACAAAAGUUAAAACUGUUGAAAGAGUUCUUAAAAGGAUGGAACAAGGAUGUAUUUGGAAACAUGGAAGCCCAGUAUGUGCAAGCUGUUAAAAAAAUAGAGCAGGUUGAUAUGCAGAAUGAGGUAGCUGAUCUGGAGGAAUUAAAAAUUGUUAAAAGGCAAGAAGGGUUCUCUGAGAUGUGGGAUGUUUUGAGAAAAAGGGAACUAAUCUGGAAGCAGAAGUCAAGGAGCAGAUGGAUAAGAGAGGGUGACGCGAAUACCCGUUUCUUCCAUAAAGUGGCUAACGGGAUAAGGGCGCAAAAUAAUAUUGCUGGCUUAAUGCGUGACCCAUGGAACAGACCCAAGCCCGAGGGUAUCAAAUUUCAAAAGAUUUCAGAGGAGAAAAAAGAAUGGCUAGAAAGACCUUUUUCGAUUGAAGAAAUUGAGGAAGGUUUAAGGAGCUGUGACGGUUCAAAGGCACCGGAACCGGAUGGGUACAACUUCAAUUUUCUUAAAUUUGCGUGGCAUUGCAUUAAGGAGGACUUCAUCAGUUUUUUCUCGGAAUUCCACCGGAAUGGUAAACUGGUGAGGGGUCUAAACUCUUCUUUUUUGGCUUUGGUCCCUAAAAAAUUGAAUGCUGCAAAUUUAAAGGAGUAUAGACCCAUUAGCUUGAUAGGAUGUGUUUAUAAAUUAUUAGCGAAGGUAUUGGCUAAUAGAUUGAAAUCGGUGAUGCCAAAAAUAGUGAGUGAAACUCAAUCCGCUUUCGUGGGGGGUCGCCAAUUGGUUGAUAGUGUAUUGGUGUUGAAUGAGGUAGUAGAUGAGAUAAAGAACAGGAAACAGCUAGCCUUUGUCUUUAAGGCAGAUUUUGAAAAGGCAGAUUUUGAAAAGGCAUAUGACUGCGUGGAUUGGUCCUUCUUGGACUGGAUGAUGGAUACUUUUGGGUUUGGAACAAAGUGGAGAGGAUGGAUUAUGGAGUGCCUUUCAACGGUGAGAACUUCGAUUUUGGUAAAUGGAAGCCCGACAAGGGAAUUUGAGGUUGGUAAAGGAUUACGUCAAGGGGAUCCUUUAUCUCCUUUUCUUUUCUUGAUGAUAGGUGAGGGGUUACAAGGCUUGGUACAGAAAGCAGUGGCGGAAGGAAUGCUACAUGGAAUCGAGAUUGGAAAGAAAGGGAUGACCGUGUCUUUACUUCAGUUCGCCGAUGAUACAAUAAUUAUGGGUAGAGCGGAUGCUGAGAAUAUACGAAUGGUGAAGGAUGUUUUAAGAUGGUUUGAACUUAUGUUUGGUUUGUGGAUAAAUUUUAACAAUAGCAGUAUCUAUGGAUAUAAUGUGUCGGAGGGAUGGUUAAAGGGAUCAGCAGGUAUGCUACGAUGUGGAGUAGGUCAAACACCUUUUCUUUAUUUGGGAUUGCCCAUUGGCAGUAAAUCCGGAAGAAAGAAGGUGUGGGAGCCGAUGCUGAAUAAAUUUCGUGCAAAGCUGGCUGUCUGGAAGGCUACUACUCUUUCCUUUGGAGGUCGCCUAACCCUACUGAACUCGGUACUCUCUGCGUUACCUAUUUUUUAUAUGUCUCUGUUUUUACUACCAAAGUCUGUUCUUGUGGAGCUGAUUAGUAUUCAAAGGAGAUUCCUAUGGGGUGGGCCAGAUUUAAAUAAAAAGAUUUCAUGGGUGAAAUGGGAAUAUAUUUGUCGUGAUAAGGUGAAGGGGGGUUUAGGGGUACCAGAUAUGCGUAGGAAAAAUUGGGUUUUGUUAGGAAAGUGGUGGUAUAGAUUAGGUGAUGGGGUUGAGAACUUAUGGAAAAGGGUGGUGAGGGAGAAAUAUUAUGGAGGUAGGAGUGAGGUCGAUAUUACAACGAUUGAGGGCCCGAGGGUGUCAAAGUUGUGGAGGGAUAUUAUUAGAAUGGGGGGUCAAUCUUCGAGACUAAAGAAUAUGCUAGGGGAGGGGUUCAAGUGGGAAAUGGGUGAGGGAAAUAAGGUGGAUUUUUGGCUAGAGCAGUGGGUUGGAGAUAAAACUCUUAGGGACUUAUGUCCAAGAUUAUACGCUCUAUCGGUUAAGAAGGAAGGAAAGGUUUAUGAAAUGGGAAGAUGGAAUAAGGGUAGAUGGUGUUGGCGUGUUGAGUGGAGGAGAGGUACCAUAGGGCAUGAGAAAGAUGAGGAGGUGGUGCUGGAGAGGGCGCUGGAGGGUGUUCAAGUGAAGGAGGGGGUUGGGGAUGUUUGGAAGUGGAGGCAUGCGAUGGAUGGCAGAUAUGUUGUAAAGAUAGCCUACGACUAUUUAGAUUCUAUGAAAGGAGUAUUGGAGGACCAGAGGUGUAAAUUAAUAUGGUGCCGGUUGGUACCAUCCAAAGUUGCUUUUUUUGGGUGGCGAUUGUGCUUAAAUAGACUUCCAACUAAGGAAAAUCUUCAAAAGCGUGGGGUGCAAUUGCAAGAGGAAGAGGUGUUGAAUUGGUGGGGUUUGGAGAGUGUUUUACCCAAUACAGUUAUGGGAGUGGCUGAUUUUUCAAUAGAUGUGUUGGGCAGUACAGUAGGAAAGGAGAUGGGCUCUUGUUUUUUUCUGGCAGCUGCUUGGCCGUUAUAAGUUGCUGGAAACAGCUUUUGUGUUUCUUGAGUGUAGUAGGUAAAUUGUGUUGUGUACCUUGAUUCCUCCGGACUGUACUCUGUUUUGGGAGUAUUUCUUAUGCUCCUUCUCUAAUACAUAUCGUAUGUUGCU